AUGCAGGCCAAAGAAAAGUGGUUGACCAGGUUCCAUUUCCCAACAGCCAUUGGGGUUACUGACUGCAUGCACGUUCGUAUUGAAAAGCCAGCCCAAUUUAGAGACGAAUAUAUAAAUCGAAAAGGUUUUAGCAGUAUUACUGUGCAGACCACAUGCGAUCAGAAUUGUGUUAUAACUAGUAUAGAUGCAAGUUGGCCUGGAUCUGUUCAUGAUUCUCGCAUAUGGAAGAAUUCGGCAGUAUGUGAAGUCAUGAAUAGGACAAGAAACACUAUACUACUAGGGGACAGUGGAUAUGGUAUAAUGUCAUGUCUCAUGACUCCCUAUCCCAACCUCCUCGAGGAAUAUCAGAUAGCCUUCAACAGGCUGCUCAAAUCAGAGCGAGUUGUGAUUGAGCAUACAUUUAGGCAACUGAAACGGCGAUUUCCUAUUCAAAACUAUGGAUGCAGAUUGAAAUUUACCAGUAUUCCUAAAGUUAUAAUUGUAUCUCUGUAUCUUUUACUUUAUUUAUCCAAAGCAUUUCCCUGCAAGGAAAAGGUAGAGAUUAUAAAUACGAAUUGUAGCAAAACCUUUUACUUCUACCUUCUACCUUUUACUUGA
Sitophilus oryzae (rice weevil) is the source of this 597-nucleotide messenger RNA. Its product is annotated as putative nuclease HARBI1. Lineage: Eukaryota; Metazoa; Arthropoda; Insecta; Coleoptera; Curculionidae. The record is from RefSeq and is a predicted model, not a curated record. The transcript has a single exon. Bases 1 to 597 code for a protein of 198 amino acids.